Molecule: messenger RNA, 1643 nt
Organism: Phoenix dactylifera (date palm)
Lineage: Eukaryota; Viridiplantae; Streptophyta; Magnoliopsida; Arecales; Arecaceae
Product: 2-oxoglutarate (2OG) and Fe(II)-dependent oxygenase superfamily protein
Source: RefSeq, a predicted model, not a curated record
GGGGCCAAAUCUGGGACGCUUUCUAUAUUUUGUCCUUAUUUAAGUGGAAACCCGGGCUGAGCUCCGAAACCGGCGAUCUAAUGGCGACGGCGGCGAGGGGGGCGAGGGGCCAUCUAUUCCGAGCGCCGCCGCCAACGCCGGUCGCGACGGGGAAGGGUUCCCGGUCGGCGGCCGUGGACGACUGGGUCCUCGCCGAGUACCUCGAGAGAUCCCUCAAGGUCCCCGACCUCACCCUGCCGGAAUCGUGCUUUCCGACGAGGUCCCCCGUCAAGGACCUGCCGGAGGUCGACCUUCCGGCGCUCCUUGCCGGCGAGGAGUCCGCAGUCCGCCGGGUGCUGGCCGCCGCGGUGGAGAUCGGCGCGUUCCGGAUCGGCGGAGGUGGGAGGGCGGUGGCGGCGGAGGAGGUCCGGGCGGCGACCGCGAUCGGCGGCGGGGUGUUUGGGGUUCCCGGCGAGUUGGGCCGGUGGCUGGGGCGGAGGGAUGGGAUCGGGGAGGAGUUCUAUUGGAUGCGGCCGAUGAGGUCGGAGGACGAGAAGGUUCUCGAAGAGGCUUUGGGCGACACUUAUCGCAUCUUCAGAGAUAAGAUGGAGAAUGUUGCUGCGAAGAUGGAGAUGGUUGCUGAGAGCAUCAGCAAAGUUCUCUCUGAACACAUCAAAAACCCAAGGCGUUCGAUGGAAAUUGCCAGCAACCCAUCAAUCCUCUGUUUGAGAAAGUAUGACCCCCAUGACAUACAAGCUAAUCGGAGUGAGAACAGCCAUGCAAAAUCACUUCACUCUCAUGCAUUAAGUCUCCAUAUCUCUGGCGACGACCACAACUUCUGGAUCCGUUCUCCAGGGGGCUCAGCAUUUUUCGAGUUGCCUGCCGGGUGCAUACUUGUUACUCUUGGUAGAAAACUGCAGGAAUGGAGCAAUGGGGAGUUCAAGAGUGCCACUGGCGAGGCAAUUUUUGAGCUGAGUGAUGAUCCAAAUCGUUCUUUCUCCUUGGAGUUCAUGUGCAGUCCCCUGGUUCCAUGUCGUGAGCUUGAUCAUGAGAUAAAGAAGGUAUCCAUAGUGGAUCAGCUAUUGAUAAUGCUGCUGCUUUUCUUCUUCUACAGCCUCUGGACUCGCAUAUCCUUCAAGUUCACCAAUACGUAGUGUGGUAAAAAGAUCGACUGGUAAUCGUGUGGUAUGGACGCAAUUCUAAGCACAGGUGGAGACUCUGCUUUGCUUCAAAGUAGAGAAGAAUCAGGAGGCUCUUCGGAUUGAGCAACCUACCCCCUUCACUUCUCCCUCGAUAGGUUUCGAGGAGCAGCACUGCAACAAAGCAAGGCAGUGGCAGCAGAGGUCAAGGUGAAUGGACAGACGACUGCUCUGGGGGAUUAUGUGGUGUUUCUGUGUGCUUCUAAUCAGGCAGAGUUCCUCUGCUAGGAUUCCUCAUUCCAUUUUAUUCGGAGAAAAUUGGGAUGAAGUAUAUGUAAUCACUUGGUUGUGGAUUGAGUUUGUUGGUUAUAGACACAAUUUGGUGUGUCUGAGAGUUGGCUUGCUUUGAAGAUGUUUUUUGGACGGAUAUAUGCAUGGUGGUUUCAUGUACAUUCUUUUUUGAUAAGAUUUGUUAAUAAACAUGUUAUAUAUAUGGGAAACUUGCUACAAGAGCCUGUAGUCUCA